Vigna radiata var. radiata (mung bean) is the source of this 789-nucleotide messenger RNA. RefSeq lists its product as uncharacterized. The record is from RefSeq and is a predicted model, not a curated record. NCBI's taxonomy places the organism in Eukaryota, Viridiplantae, Streptophyta, Magnoliopsida, Fabales, Fabaceae. The coding region runs from base 1 to 789 and encodes 262 amino acids. The transcript has a single exon.
AUGGAUCCGACAGAUCAAACGUCCAAUCCGAACAGCCCUUUCUAUCUGCACCCAGGUGAAAAUCCUGGGCUUACUCUAAUUACGCAAAUCUUGAAUGAGAAUAACUAUGCUUCCUGGAGUAGGAGCAUGAGAAGAGCCUUGCUCUCCAAGAACAAGGUUAAAUUCAUUGAUGGAACCAUAAAAAGACCCAAGAAAACUGAUACUAUGUAUGAUGCCUGGGAAAGGUGUAACAUGAUGAUUUUGUCCUGGAUAACAAAGACUCUUUCACCACACAUUGCUGAAAGUGUAAUAUACAUUGAAGAAGCCAAAGACCUAUGGGAAGAGCUUAAAGAGAGAUUUUCUAAGGGAGAUUAUUUCAAAAUUUCCGAUUUGUUACAAGACAUCCAUUCUAUCAAGCAAGGAGAAAGGGGAGUAAGUCAGUUUUUUACAGAUUUGAAGAUCUUAUGGGAAGAACUUGAAUCUUUGAGGCCUGUACCAAGUUGUACAUGUGAGAUUACUUGCAGCUGUGAUCUAUCGAAAAUCACCUUAAAAUACAGAGAAGUUGAACAUGUGAUAUGCUUUCUGAAGGGAUUAAAUGACUCCUACAACACUCUCAAGACCCAGAUACUCCUAAUGGAUCCUCUACCUAACAUCAAUCGUGUUUUCUCUCUUGUCAUGCAACAACAGAGACAAGAAAAGCAAGGUCCUGCAGAAACCAAAGUUCUUGCAAAUACUGCUGACAAAAAUAGUCAUUGGAAAUCAGAUCAAAGUUGGAGAAACCAAGGACGGGGCACUGGAACUCGUGGUUAA